Procambarus clarkii (red swamp crayfish) is the source of this 2739-nucleotide messenger RNA. It is a transcript of the gene Hmgs, whose product is annotated as hydroxymethylglutaryl-CoA synthase. Gene Ontology annotation, biological process: acetyl-CoA metabolic process. NCBI's taxonomy places the organism in Eukaryota, Metazoa, Arthropoda, Malacostraca, Decapoda, Cambaridae. The record is from RefSeq and is a predicted model, not a curated record. Gene Ontology annotation, molecular function: hydroxymethylglutaryl-CoA synthase activity.
AGGCAGGUAGUGUGAGGAGGGGGGUGAGAGGGAGGUGAGAGAAGGGAGGUAGUGAGAGGCCAGCAUGUGCCUCACUCCUCAGUAGUGCUCAGGCCUUCACCCGCUCCUGCCACACAACUCUCCUCCACUACUCCUCCACACACAUACAGCGAUAACAAUGCCAAGUUUUAAGAGCAGCACAGAGCAUAAAGGAUGGCCACAAGAUGUGGGCAUUCUUGCCAUGGAAGUGUACUUCCCAUCACAAUAUGUGGAGCAAUCAGAAUUGGAAACAUUUGAUGGCGUAUCUCAGGGCAAGUACACAAUUGGCCUCGGUCAAACUAGGAUGGGCUUCUGCUCGGACCGCGAGGACAUCAACUCCUUGUGUCUAACUGUCCUUUCCCGUCUAAUGGAAAAAACUGGUGUUGGCUAUGAGAACAUUGGUCGUCUAGAAGUUGGAACAGAGACUAUUAUUGACAAAUCUAAGAGUGUGAAGAGUUGUCUGAUGCAAUUGUUUGAGGACUCGGGCAACACAGAUGUCGAAGGCAUUGACACUACUAAUGCUUGCUAUGGUGGCACUGCUGCACUGAUCAAUGCCAUUAACUGGGUCGAGUCAAGCUCUUGGGAUGGUCGAUAUGCUGUGGUGGUAGCAGGGGACAUAGCAGUUUAUGCAAGUGGACCCGCAAGACCUACUGGUGGUGCUGGUGCAGUGGCCAUGUUAGUAGGCCCUCAUGCUCCAUUAAUCAUGGAGAGGGGAGUCCGAGGAUCGCACAUGUGUCAUGUGUAUGAUUUUUAUAAGCCUGACCUCUCGUCAGAAUACCCAACUGUAGAUGGAAAACUGUCUAUACAGUGCUAUCUGUCGGCGUUAGAUGCUUGUUAUCAAACAUUCUCCCGAAAAUCAAAUGCCUUCAAGGACAAUCCGUCUCCACCCAUGUCUCUGGACCAGCUUGAUGCUGUUAUCUUUCAUUCACCAUUUUGUAAACUGGUACAGAAGUCUCUUGCUCGUUUGGCUUUCAACGAUUUCCUUAACACUCCUGUGGAUCGGGUUUCAUCAAAGUAUCCAGGACUUGAAGCAUUUCGAGAGAAAAAGCUGGAAGACACUUACUUUGACCGGGAUGUGGAAAAGGCAUUUAUGAACUACAGUGAACCAUUAUUUAAAGCAAAGACCAAUCCGUCAUUGGUUAUUGCCACUCAGGUCGGCAACAUGUAUACACCUUCUGUUUAUGGAGGACUUGCAUCAUUUAUUUCAAGCAACUCUGUUGCAAGUCUGGCUGGCAAGAAAGUAGCCAUGUUUUCAUAUGGCUCUGGGCUGGCUGCUACAAUGUUCUCGCUUCGUGUAUCGGAGGACACAGGACCUGACUCUCCUCUUUCGAAACUUGUUGCUUCUCUCUCGGAUCUUGGUGUAAGACUUGAUGCCCGAUCCAAAGUGUCUCCCAAGUUGUUUGCUGAAACAAUGAAGUUGCGGCAGGAAACGCAUCACAAAGCUCCUUAUACACCAGCGGGUAUCGUGGAGGUCCUGUUUCCAGGCACCUGGUAUUUAACUCGUGUGGAUGAGAUGCAUCGCAGGCAGUAUGAACGCCGCCCUCUUACUGCUGUGCAUACCAUGCCUUCUAUUGCUGGUGCUUCAACAAACUCUGUAAUAAAAGAAGCUUCAUCUGUGCCAACCGAUUUACUGUCUCAUCAGGUUUAAUAGCUGGAUAUAACAUACUAAACAUGGCAUGGCAGGUGAUAUGAUAUGAAUCUGUAUCUUGGCAGCUUGUUACAUAUAUUGUCAUAAGUUUUUGUUCACAAUGUAUAUAUAAUAUAACUUUUAUUACAGUAAUGCUACUGUAUUAUAGUCACAUUACCUCACAGGGUUCUCGACAAUUAAAAAAACGCAAAUUGCUGGUAUGGCAAGAGUGUGUCAAAGCAUGGGAGAUCUUAAAUAUAACUGUUUUAAAAAUGUUGUAAAACAAAGAUUACUUUGUUAAGCAUCAUGAACAUCUGUCAGAUGUCUUGAAUUGGAGAGCCUCUAACUAUAACAUGACCAGUUUGUGCAUUCGGAAGUCAUAAAGGGUCAUGUCAAAUUUCCGUGUUGUGUGUAGUCUUGAAGAAUAGUAUCUUAUCACAAGGUUACUUACAAGGGUGAGAUUACCAGCAACAUUGGGGCACGGUUGAGACCCACGAUAUUUAUCAGAUUUAUUAUCUUGCUGUUACUAAGUUUUUAUAAUAUUGCAGAAUUUAGAAUUACAGCUGUUUUAGCUGUGUAAAUUAAACAUUUCCGUUAGUUUGUAAGUUGACUGUAAAUGCCUCACUUGAUAUCUUAUUCCUUAUAUUUGAUAGUCAUGAGACCAUUAUUAUUUAAGUGAUGAUGUAAUCUAGACUACUGUUACAGGUGCAGCUUUUUUUGUUUCUGUUGAGGGAUAAUGACUGAAAGUAUAGAGACUAAGCAAUCUCUAUUUAACUACUGCACUGCAUUAAAAUAUGACACCCCUGUGGUGUGCAGAAAAUAAAUUUUCACAAUUAUUUUAUCUUCUAUGGUUAAAGUGCUGUCUCUGAUCACGGGAAACUACUGUAAAAUCAAAUAUUGUAUGUGACGUACUUUAGCCGUGAUGGAGCCGAGAAGUUGAGCAAUCUAUGGGUGCAGAGUGAUCAAGCGCUCGGGAACACUCGACCCCGCCACCCUGUGGGGCGGCAGUUGCCCUGAAUAUAAUUUGUCAUAAUUAUUUCAGUGUCUCAUUUGUUUCUUCUUUGGCUUUUCCUUUAUUAUUCAAAAGUGUGUAA